AUGUCCUGGGUCCCCGCCACCGCCCGCGAGACCGCGCGCAUCAGCCAGCAGCUCAAGCUGAUCCGCGCGUUCAACGACGGCGCACGCAGCGUGCAGGCGCAGGUGCCCCGUGUGCCGCCUGCCCCCCGCCCUGCGCCCGUCGCGGCCGUCAAGCCCGAGGCCGAGGAGAUCAAGAAGCCAGGCGACAAGUCGCCCUGGACGUUCAUGCCUGCGCCGCCGCAGGCGCCGUUUGAGGGCGCCGACGCCGUGCGCCGGCCUUACGUACAACGACCGGCGUGCCACCAACCACCAGCGAGUACGCGAGCCAUGAUGCGCCCCGUCCGCCCCGCCCUCACGCUCACGCUCUCCCCCCUUCGUCAGAUCCACCGCGACGCGACGCGCACCAGCGCCGCCCAGCCCCCCGCCCCAGCGCGCCAGCAGGGCAGCGAGGACGCCGUGCCACCCACCGAUCCCGCCGUGCUCUCCGCCUUGGAGACAACACGCAUCGCGCACCGCGGCUCGCGCGCCCCGCCGCGCCUGCAAGCCGUCCACCUCAACCGGCCCGACGCCGGGCCCUCCACGAGCGCAGCGCCCGACCCGGCUGUGCUCUCCGCGCUCGAGACGACGCGGGUCGCGUAG
Vanrija pseudolonga is the source of this 618-nucleotide messenger RNA. RefSeq lists its product as uncharacterized. NCBI's taxonomy places the organism in Eukaryota, Fungi, Basidiomycota, Tremellomycetes, Trichosporonales, Trichosporonaceae. The record is from RefSeq and is a predicted model, not a curated record. The transcript has 2 exons. The coding region runs from base 1 to 618 and encodes 205 amino acids.